Messenger RNA from Heterobilharzia americana, 347 nucleotides. The record is from the annotation of a GenBank genome assembly. NCBI's taxonomy places the organism in Eukaryota, Metazoa, Platyhelminthes, Trematoda, Strigeidida, Schistosomatidae.
AUGGCAGGCUUAACUUGGCACGCUGAUUUAAAUAUAAAUGAACCUAGUACAAAGAAAGCUAAGCACACUCCAUGUUAUACAAUGACACCUGCCUUGAUAUCGAUAAAUACCCCAAGCCAUAAGCGUAAUCCUGUGAAAAUGUUUAGUCGAGAACUUGACUAUGAUAUCCAUCUGUAUAGUGAGCAUCUUUCAUCUACAUUAACAGGCAUCAGUCAUUUAUUUUUAAAUCAAUUAGCUGUUGAUAAGUUCACAUAGUUGUCUUGUAAAGGUGUGAAAACAAACCACAGUGAAAGUUCUGAAAGCAAUUAAGAUGCUUCGAAUUAUCCAGUAGCUUGAGUUGAAAUGGU